AUCGCACUUUGGCUUCCCAGCUUUGACACAGCGUCACUUGUGAAACAACAGAGAAGGAAAAAAAGACGCACUCGGGCCAAACCCCAUCCGCACCAGCAGGAGAAGAUGUCCGAGCCAAACAAGUACCGAGAGUGGAUCCUGGAAACAAUCGACUCUCUCCGCUCGAGAAAAGCCCGUCCGGAUCUGGAGAGGAUCUGUCGAAUGGUCCGGAGACGACACGGGUCAGACCCGGACCGAACCAGGACAGAACUGGAAAAACUGAUUCAAGAGCAGACGGUGCUCAAAGUUAGCUACAAGGGGUCCAUAUCGUACCGAAACGCGGCGAAGGUGCAAAGGAAAAGCAGAAAGAAGAGUGAGUUUACGGCCGCUGGCAGCAGCAGCGCGGAGGCAGCGAGGGAGCGGACCAAACACGAUCAUCUGAACAACAACGGCGACAGUGCGCACAGCUUCACGGACCAGGAGGAGGCAGAGGAGGACUCGGAGCCCAGCCCAGAUCCACACACUCAAACAUCAGGCAGCACCACCGGCAAAAAGCUCAAGCCUGCCUCCAGCCCGAGUAGCGGAAACGGGUGCCUCAGUUGUGGCGCAACAACGGGCUGUGCUGUCGGGAGCGGCUGUAAAGAGGAGAAAGCGAGUGCACCGAGAGACAAGGGAUUAGGACAGCAGGCGGCGGGGGACUGCCCGUCGCCCGGUUUCGGCCACAGGACAGGCGCACUAAGCGGGGCUGACGGCGGCAGGACGGCUCAGAGCAAAGCUGGUGCAGUUAGCGCAGAAAAGGAGUGUGCUGUGUCCCGGGCUGACACGCAGAGCAAAACUUGCCCUGGGAGUGUCAGCAGUGUUCAUCAUAAUCAAAGGCAGAAGCAGUCUGUGCCCCUCAAGCCCAAACUUCGAGUCGGAGGAGGGAGCACCAAAACAACGGGGAACCACGCCAACUCGGACCUGGGCGACAGAUUAGUCGCUUCUGUUCGCAGCCUGUCCGAGAAGAGCCUCCGAGGGGGCUCAGCCGCUGUGACCAGAGGCCACAUGAAGCCGCUUGGGCUGAAGGAGAUACUGGGCUAUCUGAGCAGCCAGGAACGGCUGUCGGAGGAAAAGCUGACCCGAGGCAAAGUCAAAGUGGUCAUGGAGAGAGAGGUGGCGAGGGGCAGGCUGCGCAGGACCCGCUGCGGGAACAUUACUCUCCCUCUGAGGGGGGUGGUGGUAGAGGAACCGAUGCCGAAGAAUGCGUCCGCUGACAGACUUGCAAAGAGCGCACUGCAGGACAAACACGCUGUGAAAAAGCCGCCGUCACCCUCUCUCCAGGAGAAUGAGCCGAUGGAAACAGCCAGUGAAGAAGAGGAACGGGAAGACAACGAGGAAGAAGAGGAGGAGGAGGAUACUCGGAGUUCUGAGGAGGAGGGAGGACUAUCCCCGGUAGCCAUGACAACCGAACCAGUGCUCAUUGAGAAAAUCAGAGAAGAUGCUGAGAUCCAGAAAGCAUCAAAGCAGGAGAGCCCCCAGCAGGAGCAGCAGGAGGGAGGCAAAGGUUUGCCGGUGCUUGAUUUCAUCCCCGACACACCAGUUCAGGGAGCCUCGCAGUCACAGAGUAAUGAUCCAGUCAUGGAAGAGAGAGCUGGUUCCCCUGAUCAAAUACCAAUGGAGGUGCAAGUGAGUAAUCAGACACAGCAUGAUGAAAUAAACCACAGCUCCUCAGACUUUAACAAUUUGGAGUGCAAGACAGUGGUCGGUGUGUCGUCCUGCCUGCUAACACCCACAGCCUCCCCGAGAGACUCCAGCCGAUCUGAAGAACGAGGGAUAACCAUUAGCAGUGGAGUGCUUAUGAAGUCUGAGGGCGUCAAUGGGAGCCCAGUAAACUGGACAGUGUCAGAUGUUGUCAGUUAUUUCACAGCAGCGGGUUUCCCUGAGCAGGCUGCUGCGUUCAGGACCCAGGAAAUCGAUGGAAAGUCACUUCUCCUCAUGCAGCGUAAUGAUGUUUUGACUGGCCUGUCAAUCAGACUUGGCCCCGCCCUCAAGAUCUAUGAACGUCAUGUAAAGGUUCUGCAGAAAACACACUUUGAGGAUGACGACUGCUAACGGCAUGAAUCAAAUACAAGCAGACUGUUGUGUUUGUAUCUACAUAUAGCUAACGUAGUAUAAAAAUGCAUGCAUGAUAUACAGUACAAUACACUUCACUUUUCAUCUCAUGUCACACAACACAUGCAAACACAAAAACACAGGUACACACACACUGUUGUUUCUUAUCCUCCUGCCUCUUGACAUCAGAAAUGAGACUGGAUUUUCUAGACAACAAGGAUUUUCUAUCAGAGCACAAGUGUCGGAGGGAGAAAGUAGAGCAGAGAUUUUCAAACAACCAUGCAAUUUCUCCUUUAAGACAAACAACAAUUAAGCACUUUGCAAUUGUACUGAUUAAACUGUGCAAAAUGUUUUGGUUUAA
Molecule: messenger RNA, 2431 nt
Organism: Neolamprologus brichardi
Lineage: Eukaryota; Metazoa; Chordata; Actinopteri; Cichliformes; Cichlidae
Gene: samd1b
Product: sterile alpha motif domain containing 1b
Biological process (GO): negative regulation of DNA-templated transcription
Cellular component (GO): nucleus
Molecular function (GO): chromatin binding; DNA binding; histone binding
Source: RefSeq, a predicted model, not a curated record